AAUUGCACGCGGCUAAUGACGAGCGCCCCUGCGGCGAAGUCGUAUCCGGCGAAUAUAGAGGACGGAGCGAUCACUUGGUGCCAGGCGCUCGUCCCGAGCGCGCGCAAGCUGUGUGCGGCCGGCCUCUGGCGCGUUAGCCUCUCGACGUUGAUCGCACAGGACCGACUCGCGCGCGCCAUGUGGAAGUUGAGGGUGCUGUGCGCGCUGAGCUGGGCGGUAAGCGCUGCCACCGCCCAAGAAUGGCGAGUGCCCAGUCUCACGCACUACCUGGAGAUCAACGAGACGAAGACGGUGAUAAUACCGUAUCGGGAGUUCGCCUGGGACCCGGACUCGCUCUACUCGAUCACGGUCAACGACACGCACAUCCACUACUACGGCAUGGACAUGAACAACCGCACGUUCAACGACCGACUGAUCAAGCUGGAUCCGAAGGAUCGCAUCAACGGUCGCAUCCAAGGCAGGGCUGGCUCGCACACGAUCGUGCUCUGGGGCGUCAACACCACCGACAUCGUCGAGGGCUUCAGGCGCACCCACUACACGGUGCUGCUCAUUUACCCGCGCAACCUCAUUCGCGGAUACAAGGCCUUCGCCUUGCCGCCGGACGGCGUGCCCAGCUCCUACCCGUCGCUGCCGCUGCACAUGUUCGCCUACGUCGACAGGAUCAAGUUCUUCCUGCCGAGCUUGAAGAAGUGCGCGCCGUGCGAGUUCGACUACGGCGGCAACAGGAUCGAGUCCAUCGGCCAGAUACGCACUGACGCGGCGCCCCCGACUAUGCCCUUCUUGCUUUGGUCCAACGACGUCUCCGACGUUCCCUACAUCUACGUCAGCAACUUUCCCAACAGAUCGUCCAUCAUCAAGUACCUCAGGCGGGACUACAGCGACUACAGGAAGUCGUUCGACAGGCUGCCAAGGCUCCUCAAUCACACCAUGGACGUGCUCGCUGCCACUGUGAGUAUCGUUAGCUUCAGAACGCUGAAAGAAAACGGCAUGCGGCAGCCGUACGCUGUGGACACAAGCAUAACUCUACCGCAGCAGCAGAAAUCUGGCAAAGGUGUCAACACCUACAUCAACUUCUGCUACGGCGUCGGUAGCCCCCUGGUCUACUGCGGUCAAUUCAACGAGUUCUUCGAGCUCCGCUACUUGAAGCCACUGCCCCUGAUAGACGACCACUACGCCCAUCGAGUGUCGCUACAGUUGUCAGCCGACGGCCAGCUGAUCGUCACCGUGGUGCAGACGCCCAAGCAAAAGGACAGAGCCCAUCGACUUAUCUCCUACGUGUUCGACAAGGAAGGCCACGUGCGCAGAACCUUUGACUUCGGCAAAAUCGAUCGCAAGUAUCAGUACAUCGAGUUGGACAGCCAGUACUUUAACAGCCCGUAUUUCUGUCUCUAUACCACGGAAAUGAAGAAACCUGGCACGAUAGACUCUCAUCAGGUGGUCAGGUGUACCAAGUACGCCUCCUUGAUAUUGUAAAUGUCUGCCCUGUCUUUUUUUCCAUUACUUGCAAUACACGCGUGUGCCUGUUAUUAUUCUAUUGACGCAUACGUAUUCGGGAUGCAUGCGAAUUUUUGUACAUUUUAGUCGUGCAUGCAUGCGCUCUCCUACGCAAGAGAUAUCAAUAUGCAUACUGUACAUCAGACAGUGACAAUCAGUUUGUUAUCAUUUGAUAAUCCAAUUUUCUAAUUCUAUUCUGUGUAACUUCAAACAAUAAAGUGUAUAAUAGAAGAUCAUACCAAGUUUCA
Phymastichus coffea is the source of this 1742-nucleotide messenger RNA. RefSeq lists its product as uncharacterized. The record is from RefSeq and is a predicted model, not a curated record. The transcript has 4 exons. Bases 16 to 1473 code for a protein of 485 amino acids. NCBI's taxonomy places the organism in Eukaryota, Metazoa, Arthropoda, Insecta, Hymenoptera, Eulophidae.